GGCGAUCCGCAGCGGGGUUCGGUUGAAGUGGCGAGUGGGGCAGAGUAGAGGCUGAAGGGAGGGGGAGGGAAGGGGCUGACAGGAGCCAAGGGCCGGCCUCUGGGCGCCCGCUGUCAUCACGUUAAUAGCCCGUUUGCAGGUGGUUGAGGUCACUAGAUGGGAGAUGCUGUUGAAGAGGCCUUGGCAGAUUACAGGAGUGCAACCUAAAGUGAUUUUUGUCACUGAUAGUUGGCGAAGAAUAAGCAGUAAGGCUUUUCAGAACUGUUUUGCUCACUGUGGUUUCAAGCAUUCAGGCUUGGUGAUGCCAGAAAUGGCCUGGAGUGAAAACGAAACCAUUUCACAACUUCAAGUUAGGAACUACGAAGACUUUGAAGUUAUCGGCGACCAUCUUGAAUGUUACAAUGAAAAUGAGGAUUUGGAGGAUACAUUGUAUGAAGGUUGUAAAGAAACAAACCAUGAAUGUGGGUACUGCUCACAGCGAAGUGAAUCCAAAUACCCGGGUUAUGAACAGCCGUGGGAUUUGGCUGUCUUAUAUCUUGGGAAUUGGAUUACUUCAUAUCAUUCUCUUGAGCAUCCCAUUCUUCAGUGUGCCAGUAGUAUGGACUCUCACCAAUAUCAUUCAUAAUAUGGGAAUGUAUAUAUUUCUGCACACCGUAAAGGGAACGCCAUUUGAAACUCCAGACCAAGGAAAAGCACGGCUGUUAACCCACUGGGAGCAGAUGGAUUACGGAGUGCAGUUUACAGCCUCACGCAAAUUCCUUACUAUCACACCCAUUAUCUUGUAUUUUCUUACCAGUUUUUACACAAAGUACGACAAAUUACAUUUUGUUAUAAAUACGAUUUCGUUGAUGAGCGUCCUCAUCCCAAAACUCCCUCAACUUCAUGGAGUCAGAAUCUUUGGCAUCAACAAGUACUAAAAACAGCAAUGUCGGCAAGUAAGAAAAAAAGCUAUUGGGCCAACCAGCAGCAGAAAGGAUGCAUCAUGAUGCUUAGAUGUUUAUAUUCUACAUCCUUCAAACUCUUAGCAUGGACAUAUUAUUAUGAUUGGUAUAUUUGUGAGUGAAGCAGCUCAUUUUGCUUGCUGAGAUAUCACAUUAACUAUUUGCAGUGCUUGGAACAGAAAGCCUGCUUUUUUAUUACUGCCUGUAGAUCCCAUUUUCUCAAAUAAUAUUUUUGAUUCUUUGGUUGCCAUAUUAAGUUAUGGAGAUUUUGAUAGAGUAGACAUUUAGUUGAUGUGGGAUGUGAUUUUUACUGUCCAUUGACCAAACAGUUAUCACAGUAUAACUUGUAAAUAUUGUAAUGGCAGUAGACCUAUGAAGGUACAUAGUUUGAAUGAUAUUUUAGAAAACAUGUUUUCAUUGUAAUAAUGGAAGCAACUGGUGAAAAAUGUAAUAUCAAAGUAUUUGGUGCUCAUGCUCCAACACAGCAGAAUUAGGGGUCUUUUACUUUGUUGGGAUACUUGUAAACAUGGUCUAUAUGACUAGAUGCCCCUCAAGAAACAGUGCUGGUCUUACUGUGCAUUUUAAUUGCUUUUUUUUUGCAGAUAUUAUUUAUUUUUGUUCUUUGAUUUCAUAUGUUCAGUGUUGUACGUGAAAAUUACUAAGGAGAAUGUAAAACACUAGUAAAGGUGUGUUUUGAAGCACAGCUCAUGAAUAUUUGAAUUAAGAAGGUGGCUUCUGGAUACAUUUUCUAAAAUAUAUAAAAGUGUUAUGUAAUACAGAGCCCAUAUGUUAACUGAGGACAAGUGGGGCUGGAUAAUUAAAUUUAUCUACCCAAGAUAUAGAGAAUCUCAAAGUGAUUUAUUUUUUUAAACAUAAAUCAGGAUGUUAAUUGUUGGAAUACUGUAAAACUUUAGCAAUCAUGCAACUUUCCUGUAAAUUUGCCUUUUUUAAAAAAAAAUCUGUACCUAUUGUCGGAGUAUAUUGUAAUUUGACUGAUUGAAAAAUGCAGUACAAUUCUCAUUGAUUCUUUUUAUUACGAGAUGGUAGUGAUGUACCUGACUUUUAUAUUCUUAUAAAAUACCUGCUGCAAACUUGAAGUACAGGCUGGUACAUUCAGCUUGUCCUCGAGGUCUGUUAGGACUACAAAAAAAUAGCACUGUGAAUCAUGAUUUUUAAGCAAUAAAUACCAUAACAAAUGAUCAAAGAUAAGCAUGGACAGUGAAGCCUUGUGUGGUAUAGUAUAUAGCUUGCUGAACCUUUGUCUUUAGUGAUGGUAAUUUGAAGCCAGCACUUCCUAAGAGCCAUUUUUCUAUCAAUCAUUUUAAAAAGUCCUGUAAUUCUGGAAUUGUUUGAUUUGAUGCAAUUUGACAAAAAUUUAUAAGCCAUUAAAUUCACUGAUUGAGGAAAUGUCACGAUUGAACAUAACCUGGUUACAAUGCUGUUACAGACAAGAGGUUACAUUUUUCUUUAGAAGAUGUGGAAUUUUGCUUUCCUUAUGGGUGUCAAAGACAAAAAUGCUAUUAUCCAUUCAAACAACUGAUUCAGUUCAAAACAAAAGAUUAGCAGCUACCACCAUGUGGGUAUGAAGCAGAAAAUGUAUCCUUUUCAGUUAGAUCUCUAUAACUCAGAUGGUUAUAUGGUCUCUUCAUCUAUAAAUUAUUAAAGAUAAAAAUCAAUCUGUUGCUGCACCCUGUGAAUAUGUUUGUAUGAAAGCUGGGCAGGACAAGCAUUGAACUCUAAUAAUUCUUCCCCCCCCCCCCCACACCACCAAGGAAAUUGCUGUGAAGGUGGGAAUAACAUGAAACCAAACCAACAACUGAUGGAAACAGUGAAUAGUCACAGCCACCUCAAGAGUAAUUUGUAUAUGGUGCAGUACACAUAUGAAAAGUUUGGGCAUUUAAGCCAGCCUGAGAGAAGAAAAAUUGGUGCACUGGUAAACCAGUUCCUGUUUCCACCUUUGAUUUCCUGCUGGCUACGAAUUUGAAUGAUUACUACUUUUAAGUUGGACUUUCAAAGUCUUUAAGAGUACUAAUCUUUGUAUAAAAUCUACCAUACCUUUUGAGUUUAAAAAUUAUGCUUGCAUUGGAGGAAGGGAGUUUCCCAGUUAGGAGCCAAGUGAGAUUAUACAGGUAGACGUGUUCGGGGAAAAAAGCUUUUUCAAAAAGCUGGUAGACGUAAAACAAUUUUUUAACAUUUUCUAAUUUAAUUAUAAAUCUAUUUCUUGCACUUGUGCUUUAUCAUAGAAGAAAAGUUAAAGUUGCUCUAUUAAAAUAUUUACAAGCUGACACCAGUCUGUUCCACUCUAAAGGAAAGCAAAAAGAGAACAUUUGGACCUCAGGUUUUCAUUGAAAAUAAGAUCCAAAACUGGAUGACUUUCUUCUUUAAAAAAAAAGAUACAUUUUAAUUUAAAAAUCUGAAAUAAUAUAUGAAUUAAACCUAAACAUCUGUAGCAGUUAAGCAUGCCAUUGCAUAGUUCCUGUAGAAGAAAGGAUCAUGUGCACGAUCAACUGCAUUUUGAUUAUCAAUUACUGAAGGCUACUUAUUUAAUUGCAUUCACAAGCUACCAUGAAACUAUUGAAAAAUUUAGCUUUGUGUCACGUUAUGUAAAUGCUAAUAAGGUGGUAGUGAAAAUGUUAAAUUUAUGUAAUCAGGGUUUGUUAACUUUUUAAAAUAUUGCUUUACUAUACUAUUUUGAUUCCUUGUACAAGAUAGUUAAGGCCUUGAAUUUAUAGAUUUUGAAUACUGGUAAAUAUGCUAAGGAAGGUUGUUUUAUUAUGAUGGGUUCUGUAUUGUCAAAGUAUGAAAACUGGUAAAGUACAGUAUUUUUAAGUUUGGAACAUCUUUCUACUUUCAGUAUGUAUCUUGUCAAAUAUUAGCAGGUGAUGGGGUGGUGCUGAGCAAUAACAGUGCCAGUCCAAAAACAGCAAACGUGGGCAAGUUCAGGAUAACCCAGGGUCAAACUAAUGCACUAUUUUUAUAGUGGCUAUCAGAGGUACAGAUUCCAAAUUUAUUUUGGUGAAAUCUGAAUAAAUUAUGUGUCAGAGUGGGGAUGUUUGGAAUUUUAUACUGGUCUAUCAGAUGUGUUUAUGAACUAUUGAAGAAUUACUUGCAUUGGGGACUAGUGUUUGAACAUAUUGUCGUGUAUUGUAAAUAAGGGUUAAUUGAGCAUCUGGCAGCAAAAGGUCUUGUCAGCCAACUGCCCUUCUCUGCAGAUUUUCAUCUAGAUCUUUAUAAGAAAGUGUGAAUAAUAUUUUUAUGAUUCCUUUGUACAGUAUUCUGAUAUUUAAUAAAGGUCAGUAUUCAUGUAA
Molecule: messenger RNA, 4249 nt
Organism: Hypanus sabinus (Atlantic stingray)
Lineage: Eukaryota; Metazoa; Chordata; Chondrichthyes; Myliobatiformes; Dasyatidae
Product: ORM1-like protein 3
Exons: 6
Coding region: 402-917 (171 amino acids)
Biological process (GO): ceramide metabolic process; negative regulation of ceramide biosynthetic process; intracellular sphingolipid homeostasis
Cellular component (GO): endoplasmic reticulum membrane
Source: RefSeq, a predicted model, not a curated record